CACACUUCCAGACUGUUUUGACAAGGUGUGGAGCUGAGUAUCCUGUGGAGAGGAAACAUUUCAAGAGCGUCCUAAACACAGCAAUAAACAAAGGUCACUGAUCGCCAUACAAGUGUGCGGUUUCUUCCAGGAUAUCAUCAUUACAUUUAUCUCUAACCGAAAGUCAUGAUGGGGAGAAAGACUCUGGACUUGUUAAACAUUUUCACGUUGCUCUUGGAGAGAAAUACGUGCAGACAGCGGCUGUAGGACUCAAACCUUUCUGAGUGACCCGAGACAACAUGUUUCUACCUGGAUGGUUCAUUUGGUGGGUUUCACUGACCAUACCCAUGUCAGCCUGUGGUUUGGAGGUUUCUGGACAUGACAGCGAUGAAGUCAUUUGCUCACAGGGUCUCUCUGAGUGCACCAUGAAGGAUGAGAUACCCUUUCUGCUGGAGAAUGAUGCUGUGGAUGUUUUAAACCUAAUGGCGUAUUUCAAGCUCUGCUCACAGAGCAGUGAGUCUUGUACAUUAUGUCUGGUGAUAGACAUGGAGCUCCACAUCCAUCCUGAUAACGACAUGGAGGAUGAAGACCACUCUGGGCUUGAUGGGGAGGAUUACAGUGAGGUGAUGAGGGAUCCAAAAGCCUCUGUGACAGUGUGUUACAACACACCGUCUACCAUACCCACAUGCAAGAAGGUGGAGUUCAUGGUUAAUGACGCAGCUCUUACGCAACAAAACCAGGCAAAGGUGUCCAUGGUGAUUACUGAGCCAUCUGGGGUUUCCUUCAGCACUAAAGUGUUUGUUUAUCCUCAUGAAUUACUACAUCUAAAACAAGAAGUUAUCGCUCCUUCUCUACAUAAAGUGUGUUCCCAGGAACUGAAGAAAUGUGUGAAUCAGUGUCGUGUGCCUGAUAUCAAUAUUUCAAUUCACGAAGAUAUGAAAUACGUGGAGCUGCUGUUCGAUGGCAACAAUAACAGCGUCCCCUCUGUGUGCGUCCAGUAUGAGCAGAACGGGACAUGUCAGAGUUGGAACAAGAAGAAAAUCCCACUCUAUUCUGUGACCCACUGCAUGUGUUUCCAGGCAUGGUAUGAUCAGAACUACGUGCGCGCUCGAAGAUGCCCCUUCAGAAACAAGGAUCUAUCCCACAGGAACGUGUGGGAGAACGUGUCAGUGUCUGUAAGCCAUGGUCACUCCAACCACUACGGCUCGAUGCUGCUGUGGAACAUAUCUGCCCCCUGCAGGCUGGAGGGUGAGGUGUGGCCCUGUCACAAAGAGAACAGCUGCAAGGAGAUGAAGGGCCUCAGAGAACAGCUGGCAAAUGACAGCUGGAGACAAAAUAGCAAAGGACUCUGGGAGAAAACAGGGGCGUUUGAAGACAUAAACCUUCAGCUCUCACCAUGUGUUAUGGUGAAAGUAAAAGGAAUGGGACGUGAGCUGGGUCCGUUCUGCUUUAAUAACACUGACAGGUGGCGCUGGAGUCUCCUGGUUGUCGGUGUUGUGCUGCUGGUUUUCUUGGCUGUGCUCUUAUUUUAUUUACAUCACGAAUUUGUCAAGAAAUGGGUGUGGAGCUGGCAUCAUGGCGGAUUUGUGAAGAUCAGCAGAAAGGGUCACGUGGUGCUGUUGAGCCCCCCAGAUUUGGAUGAUGGUCUUUCAGAUUCAGUUUGUCGACUCGGCUCUCUGCUCUGCAACAAAGGCUUCAAUGUAUCUGUGGACCAGUGGAGCAGGAAGGAGCAAUGCACUCUGGGGCCUCUGCUGUGGCUGCACUCAAAGCUACUGGAGCUGGACAGCCAGGGGAACCGAGUUGUGGUCGUUUUGAACCGCGAAGCCAUAGAGAGAACGGAGGAAUGGAUGCAUCAGUACGAGGAGGUUAUCAAGACAAAGGGGGAAGACAAGGGUCUCCCUCAGAUAUGUUCCCCUUACUCUGACCUGUUCACAGCCUCCCUGUGCAUCAUUCAUGCGGACAAGCAGCUGGGCAGGGCUGGAGAACGUUUUCUUCUGGUAAAAUUUGACUCUCAUCCGAGCAGUGACAGGAAUCUACCAGAGCUUCUUCAGGGGCUGCCUCUGUUCCAGCUUCCCUUUCAGACUCAGGCACUCCUAACUGAGCUAACUGUGGGACACACUGGGACAUCAGGUGGAAAGACAUGGACAUGGUGGAAAUGGGGCGGCUCAUAUGGAUGGAGUUCAAAGACUAAAGAGGGACAAAACCAGCAGAGGGCAUCACUAUAUAAAUACCUUGGAGUUGAGAAAAACUUGGAGACAAAACCCUUAAAGCACCCAUGAAGGACAAGUUCAUCCAAGUCAUGGAUGAACUAAAGAUCUGACAUUCUUUGGCAACAACCUAUGUUGUGGUUGUUGUCAACAAAUCCCAUUAAAAGACCCAAAUCAACAGUGGAUGAUUCUACCUCUCAGUACUUUCAAGGCCUGAUGUGUCCACAUACAGUGGCAAGAAAAAAUAUAUGAACCCUUAGGAAGGACCUGGUUUUAUGCAUUGAUUGGUCAGAAAGUGUGAUGUAAUCUUCCUCCAUCCUGUGUCUUUAAUGAAACCAGUCAUUAAACAUUCAUAGUGCUGGUGGAAACUCUGGACCAUUAUUUCUACAGAAUUGCUUCAGCUCAGCCGUCUUCUGUCUGGUGUCAACAUUUCUCUUUAGGUCAUUCCACAGCGGCUCUGACUGGCUUAAGGUCUGGACUCUGACCAGCAGCCACAGAACUGUUGUCUCCAUUAAUAGACAGUUUGUCUAACGGUGGACUGAGGAAUAUUUUUACUCUUUGACAUGACUUUGUAACCCGUUCCAGCUUUAUGCAAAUCAACAAUUCGUGUUCGUAAGUUUUCUAAGAAGUCUUUUUUUACAAGUCAAAGUAGCUGUAACCCACACCACCUCCAAUCUCCAAUUAGCUUUUGUUUAUGCCAUUAGCCGAAGGGUUCACAUACUUAUUCCAGCCUACACUGUGAAUGUUUGGUGUU
Messenger RNA from Seriola dumerili (greater amberjack), 2940 nucleotides. RefSeq names its product interleukin-17 receptor C-like (gene il17rc). The transcript has 15 exons. Bases 279 to 2258 code for a protein of 659 amino acids. NCBI's taxonomy places the organism in Eukaryota, Metazoa, Chordata, Actinopteri, Carangiformes, Carangidae. The record is from RefSeq and is a predicted model, not a curated record. Gene Ontology annotation, molecular function: interleukin-17 receptor activity.